UAGGUGUAAUUAAGAGAGCUGGAUUAAUUGAAGCAGAAAUAUAUUAGGAGUGCAGGACGGUGGCGCAAAGUUACGCAGGCGCGCUAGGCAUGACACAUCGCAGUGGUGGCCCUACGGACGCGAAGGCAACCCGCCGGCAAAGCCAACGUCCCCACGACUUCCGAAAACCCCAUUUACGAAAACUCUCCUUCUCGUUUGUAUUUUGUUUUUCGUGACAGUGUCUUGAGUUCCAAACUUCAACGCGAAACAAAAGAACUUUUCGGCUUUCUUUUGUUUGUUAUCUUUUGUCGUGAAGUGUUCCGUUUUACCGCUCAAGUGUUGAUAAGAUAUUAAAAUCUUUGGAGUAAGGGGCUGAAGAUUGACGCUAUGGAUCAAUGACCUUGCUCGGAGGCAGCGACGAUGGCGCGUAGCACGGCUGUCUACCUCUUUACAGUCCAUUUUCUCUCGUACAUUAUAGUUUGCCGUCAAGAUAGCAGUAACAACAAACCUCGAGACCAGAGUACAGUUUCGGAAUCUUCCCGAAGAUUCCGAACAGAGUUCUUAGAAGAUUGGCCGCAAGCUCCUGGGGCUCCGUACUUCGAUCCAAGUACACCCGACAAUGUGACCGGACUGGUGGGACAUCCUGUCACGCUUCUUUGUAAAGUGAAGAAUUUGCAAAAUCGGACGGUAUCAUGGGUGCGUCACCGUGACAUCCACCUGCUGACGGUGGGGCGCUACACGUACACAUCGGACCAGCGGUUCGAGGCGCAGCACAAGCCGCGCUCCGAGGAGUGGGCGCUGCGCAUCCGCUCCCCACAGCGACGCGACUCCGGCCAGUACGAGUGCCAGAUAUCCACCACGCCACCCAUUGGGCAUGCAGUCUUUCUCAAUAUCGUGGAACCAGAGACGGAAAUACUGGGUGGGCCGGAUUUAUUUAUCUACGCUGGCUCCACCAUAAAUCUGACGUGUAUAGUCAAGCACACACCAGAGCCUCCGAGCACAAUUAAUUGGACUCACAGAGGCAAGACGAUAAACUUCGACUCUACACGAGGCGGCAUAUCGCUGGUGACUGAAAAGGGGACACACAGCAGCAGUCGGCUGCUAGUACAGUCAGCCAGGACGUCAGACGCAGGCGCAUAUCAGUGCGCGCCGGACAACGCGCUGACCGCUUCAGCGAGAGUACAUGUACUUACUGGGGAAACACCAGCAGCGAUGCAAGGCAGCGCCCAAUGGCCUAGCAGGUUACGGCUACCUGUUGUUAUCAUUAUAAGUGUAUCAUUAUUUAAAGUGACUGUAAUAGACUAAUUGAAGUAAGGUGAAAUAAGAAAGUGUUAGCCGCCAAAAUUUACCUAAGUCUCUCUAAGUGUAAAUACAUUUUUGUAAACACUAAGGUUAACUUUAAGGUAUCUACUAUUUAAAGAUUAUGCGAGUGGAUGGGAAACAUCGAAUUGUAAACGCAAAAAUCAGUGUCAAUGUUGCAAAUGUACUUAGAACCUAAAAUAUCAGGGUAAAUUGUAAAUUAAAAAUAAUAGUUGCUGAGUGCAUCAUUUAAAGUACAACACCAUAGAUGUUUAGUUCUAUAACACUUUACUCAAGACCAAUGUAAAGUUUAUCAAUUCCUCUCUUUUAAAUAGGUAUAUUUAACUAGCAUCUCAAUUUAUUUUAAAACAAUAUAACUAAAUAAAAAGUGUUCCUUAUUUCGUCGAAGUAAAAAAUUUCUACGUCGUACUGCUUAAAAAACCAAUGUAGACUUUUUGUGGAUUUUCAGUUACGUUUUGACCAUGACCCACUGUCUCACUUAAAAAAAAUACAAAUUUUCAAAGUGCGAUAAAACUAAAUUGAAAAUUCUGAAAAAAUCCACUUCGGUUAUUUAAAGGAAGAGACCACAUUAAGCAGUUCAGACGUAGAAAAUUUUAUUUUGCGGAUACGAGCAAUGCCCUACUAAAUAACUUAUAUCUAAAAUUGGUUCAUGAUUAUGAUUUUCCGGUAAGUGUUUUUUGUAUACUGUAUUUUCUAGUUAUCAAGAUCAAUAAUAGUACCUACUAAUAAAUAGUAUUCUUGGAUUGACUAGUAAAUACACUGUAAAUUGGAUUGAAUGUCUAAUACUUGUAAGGAUUUCUGUCAAAUUGUUCUUAAUAAUUCAAAAUACGAUUACAGUUAAUAUGAGGAGAAAACAAUAAAUCAAAUUGUAGUUAGUAAAUAAGGAUAGUCGUAAUUACCUACAUUGUUCUCAAAUUAAAGUUGAUUCAGAAUAAAACGAUUUACAA
Messenger RNA from Cydia fagiglandana, 2246 nucleotides. Its product is annotated as carcinoembryonic antigen-related cell adhesion molecule 1-like. Gene Ontology annotation, biological process: synapse organization. NCBI's taxonomy places the organism in Eukaryota, Metazoa, Arthropoda, Insecta, Lepidoptera, Tortricidae. The coding region runs from base 400 to 1284 and encodes 294 amino acids. The transcript is spliced from 7 exons. The record is from RefSeq and is a predicted model, not a curated record. Gene Ontology annotation, cellular component: neuron projection membrane.